Vicugna pacos (alpaca) is the source of this 1579-nucleotide messenger RNA. Lineage: Eukaryota; Metazoa; Chordata; Mammalia; Artiodactyla; Camelidae. The record is from RefSeq and is a predicted model, not a curated record.
AUGAACUGGGACUGGGCCUGGGCCCUGGUCUCUAGGCCACCUGGGAGGAGGUGGGAGAGGCACUCCCGGGGCUGUCCUGAGCCGUCCCAGUCCCCAACUCUCAGCGCGAGCUUGUGUCUCUGGUGUCGCAGGCUGGUGUCCAUCCACGAGAGCGGCUGGAAGGCCUUGGACGUGACCGAGGCGGUGAACUUCUGGCAGCAGCUGCACCGGCCCCGGCAGCCGCUGCUUCUGCAGGUGUCGGUGCAGCGGGAGCACCUGGGUCCGCUGGCCUCCAGCGCCCACAGGCUGGUCCGCUUCACCUCCCAGGGGCCGUCGGGCGCCAGGCAGCGGGAGCCCCAGCUGGAGCUGCAUACCCUGGACUUCAGGGACUACGGAGCUCAGGGAAAUUGUGAUCCUAAGGUGCCAAUCACUGAGGGCACCCGCUGCUGCCGCCAGGAGAUGUACAUUGACCUGCAGGGAUUGAAGUGGGCUGAGAACUGGGUCCUGGAGCCCCCAGGCUUCCUGGCCUAUGAGUGUGUGGGCGCCUGCCAGCAGCCCCCAGAACCCCUGACCUUCAAGUGGCCAUUUCUGGGACCACGACAGUGCAUCGCCUCAGAGACGACCUCGCUGCCCAUGAUUGUCAGCAUCGAGGAGGGAGGCAAGCGCAGGCCCCAGGUAGUCAGCCUGCCCAACAUGAGGGUGCAGAAGUGCAGCUGUGCCUGGGACGGGGCACCCGUGCCAAGGAAGCUGGAGCCAUAGGUGUCGGAUAUAGCCAUGGUGGCCUCAGACUAAGACACGUGCACCAAGGCAGGUCUUGAUAUAGGUCUUAAUUUUCUACUUAGUAAGUUAGCCCUGCCCCAGCUGAGUGUCUCUAUUUUACCUUUCCUGCAUGUUCUUCUGUUUCUUGUCCUCCUGCCCAUCACCCACCCUAAGCACUUACAUGAGUAACUAAUACAACCCUGAUUGCUGAGCUACGAGAAGGAAAUCUCAGCCUCCUUGUUUAAAAGAUGUAGCCGAGCAUGGACAGAUUGUCAGCUGGGAGCUUCUGUUCUCUGACAAAUUCUCAGUUGAGUAUGGGCUAACAAACUCUACAAUGAGAACUGGGGAAAUAAACUGAUAUAUUCUAUUACAUGGUGAAUUAAAACAAAACAAAACAAAACAAAAUCCCUCUGUUUCCCUUAGGUAGGGAGGAGGUCUUAAAAAGAAGCCCCACUCACCAAAAUGUUGACCCAUUCUGGGCUUUUGUAAAUAUAUUCAAGUGCCUGUUUCACUGAGAGAGUGCUGGGAAGGAGGAUGAAGGGCUUCAGGCUUGGGGCAGUGGACAGGGAAUCAGGGCACCUGGUUUCUGUAUCUAAUAGGACCAUAAGCUGUGACCUCAAGCAAAUGUAGAAGACUUUCGGCCACUAUUUCCUCUUAAAAAGGAGAAAUUGGGAUUUGUCUCUAAGAUUUCAUUGCCCUGGGGAUGAGACAGCCCUAACCUCACCCACUCCUCUGCUCCUCUGGAGACCGAGCAUUGCCUGUGCAUAUUUCGGUUAUUUCCCCCACCGUUUUAGAGAGCUUAACACUGGAACCCACAUGUAUUUACAUAUUUUAACUUAGC